Molecule: messenger RNA, 909 nt
Organism: Aspergillus heteromorphus CBS 117.55
Lineage: Eukaryota; Fungi; Ascomycota; Eurotiomycetes; Eurotiales; Aspergillaceae
Product: class I SAM-dependent methyltransferase
Exons: 3
Coding region: 1-909 (302 amino acids)
Molecular function (GO): S-adenosylmethionine-dependent methyltransferase activity
Source: RefSeq, a predicted model, not a curated record
AUGUCGGACCCGACUUUCCGAAAUUACACCAGCACGCAGGCCCAAAAAUACGCCGAAGCCCGCACCUCCUACCCCAAGGAACUCUACGACAUCGUCCUCCGCCACCACGAGCAAACUGGGGGAACCUUCCACACUCUCCUCGACGUCGGCUGCGGCCCGGGCAAUGCCACGCGCGAUCUUGCCCGAUCAUUCCAGCGCGUCGUGGGAAUUGACGCGGGCCAGGAGAUGAUCCAGACAGCUCGAGGUCUGGGCGGAAAUACAGCCGCGGAGGCGUCUAUCUCGUAUCAUGUUCUCGGGGCGGAGGAGUGUGAUAGCGUACCCGGGUUGGAAGGAGGUGGGGCCCACUGGUUUUCCAUGCCGGAACUCUGGUCCUCCGCCGCCAAGACCGUCAAGCCGGGCGGAACGGUCGCGCUCUGGACCCGCUCCUCCUUUUACUGCCACCCAUCAACCCCCCACGCCCCCUUGGUACAAAAAGCCCUCUUCGACCUCGAACUCAAUGCGCUGGCACCCCACACGCUCCCGCAAAACCGCCUCUCCCGAGACAUGUACGACGACCUCCCUCUGCCCUGGACUGUCUCCCCGGCUGUACCGGAGUUUCCAGAGAGUGAAUUUGUGCGCCGCGAGUGGGAUCGCGAUGGGGUAUUGACGGAUGGGAAGGAUUUCUUUGGUGGGGGGAGUGAGAUGACCAUCGAGGAGUUGGAGAGGGGGUUCGCCACGGCGAGUAUGGUAACGAGGUGGAGGGAGGCGAAUCCGGGGCUGGUGGGGACGGAGGGGGAUUGCGUGGCUGUUGCGGUUAGGGGGGUGAGAGGGGCGAUUUUGGAGGCGCAAGGGGAGGGGGAGGGGUGGGAAUGGGAUGGGAGGUUGAGGACGGGGAUGGGGACGGUGGUGUUGUUGUUUAAGAGGAGGUGA